Messenger RNA from Penicillium psychrosexuale, 987 nucleotides. RefSeq lists its product as uncharacterized. Gene Ontology annotation, molecular function: 1,3-beta-glucanosyltransferase activity. Gene Ontology annotation, cellular component: cytoplasm; fungal-type cell wall. Gene Ontology annotation, biological process: fungal-type cell wall (1->3)-beta-D-glucan biosynthetic process. NCBI's taxonomy places the organism in Eukaryota, Fungi, Ascomycota, Eurotiomycetes, Eurotiales, Aspergillaceae. The annotation marks the transcript as partial. The transcript is spliced from 3 exons. The record is from RefSeq and is a predicted model, not a curated record.
AAUAUAAGGCGAUCAGAUACGACCUCGUUGCUUCCUAUUUCGUGUUUUGCAUUGCAUCAAUAUGACAAUGUGAUUGGAUUCUUCGCCGGGAACGUGGUUGUGAACAAAAUCGACGAGACGAUUGAUUCCGCAUUUCUCAAAGUAGCGGUGCGCGAUAUAAAUUUUACGUUGAGGAAGUCCUUAGCCAUAGGCUAUGCAACUAUCGACUUCUGUGAUUACAACAUGUACGAGUGGUGUGGAGACAGCAUAUUCGAGGACUCUGGUUACAAAAAUCUCACAGAGCAGUACAAGAAUUAUACUGUCCCAAUAUUCUUGGAAUAUGGAUGCAAUACGGUCAGGCCUCGCAAGUUCGGCGACAUCUCUGCCAUCUUUGGACCUGAGAUGGAAAAUGUCUGGUGUAGGAGUAUUGUCUACAUGUACUUUAAAAGUACCAGCAACUACGGGCUUGUCUCUGUCAGCACUCGGCCAGACUUCAGCUAUUACUCAAAGGCAGUUCAGACUGCGACUCCCAGCAGUAUCAACAGCGGCAGUUACACCCCCGCAAACUCUCCAUAUGUCUAUCCCACCGUCGAUAACAUGUGGUUGGCAAAGUCCAAUCCCUUACCACCAUAUCCGAACAAAGAACUGUGUUCCUGCAUGGUGGAUAGUCUUUCGUGUGUAGACAGUGUGCGGGAGCGACAAGAGCGCCUGAGAUCGCCUUUGGAUUCCAAGAAUGCAACCACGGGACAGUACAGUACCUACGAUGCCUGCGCCAGCAAGGACCAAUUCUCCUAUGUAUUCGACCGCUACUAUCAAGGCCAGAAGAAGGACCAGUCGGCGUGCUAUUUCAAGGGAGCGGCGUCAAUCCAGUCUUCCAAGGAUUCUUCCGGAAGUUGCAGGGCACUUCUCAACCAAGCCGGCACAGCUGGACCAAACCAGGUCGCAGGUCCAGAGGGACGGGUGCCAAUACGAUGCGCCCAGCUAUUCUGUUGCUCUGUUUUUGGGUGA